CCCGCCUAUCAUACGCAUUUCUUUUUCUUUUUCUUCUUUUUCUUUUUUCUUCACUAUGCUUUCUUCACGCUUAAGAACUAUCACUCGUCAAACUGCUAUUACUGCUGCUUUGACUAGACCUGUUGUCCAAAAGACAGCUAUCAAGAGUGUACCUAUUGUUUGUAGUCGUCGCUCUUACGCAACUAAGGAUAAGCAAGUUGCAUAUACGGUAGACAAAUUCCCUGGUUACGUCCGUAACGAACAAUUUAAAAAGCUCACUGAACAAGACGUUGACCACUUUAAGACAAUUGUGGGUGACCAUGGCUUGAUCUACAAUAACGAAGAUGAUUUGUUUGCUUUUAAUACGGAUUGGAUGCACAAAUUCCGUGGCAAGUCACAACUUGUGUUGAAGCCCAAGACAACUCAACAAGUAUCUGAUAUUAUGAAAUACUGUAAUGAACAAAGAUUGGCUGUUGUUCCUCAGGGUGGUAACACAGGUCUUGUGGGUGGUUCUGUUCCUGUAUUUGAUGAAGUUGUUCUCAGCUUGCAGGGAUUAAAUAAAAUUCGUGGAUUUGAUAGUGUAUCAGGUAUCUUGACAGCCGAUGCUGGUUGUGUACUUGAAGUACUUGAUAACUGGUUGGGUGAAAAGGGCUAUAUGAUGCCAUUGGAUUUAGGUGCUAAGGGCAGUUGUCAUAUUGGUGGCAAUAUUGCUACUAAUGCUGGUGGUUUGAGAUUGUUACGUUAUGGAUCUCUUCAUGGUACUGUAUUGGGUUUAGAAGUCGUUCUUCCUGAUGGUACCAUUCUUGAUAAUAUGUCUACCUUAAGAAAGGACAACACAGGUUACGACUUGAAGCAACUCUUUAUUGGAUCAGAAGGUACUAUUGGUAUUAUUACAGGUGUAUCUAUCUUGACUCCUCAUCGUUCAAAGGCUGUCAAUGUUGCCUUGUUGGGUUUAAACUCUUUUGAAGAUGUACAAAAGGCAUUUAAGCAAUCUCGCGUAGAACUCUCUGAAAUCCUAUCUGCCUUCGAAUUCUGGGACAAGAAUGCUCUUCAUAUGUUCAAGAAGCAUGCUACACCCAAAGAUGUCAUGGAAAAUGAAUAUCCUUUCUAUGUCUUGAUUGAAACCAGUGGUUCUAACAAGGACCAUGAUGAUGAGAAAUUGACCACUUAUCUUGAAAACAUGAUGGUGGAUGGUGUUGCUGAAGACGGUGUUGUUGCUCAAGAUGAGACACAAAUCCGUGCUCUUUGGAGUUUGCGUGAAGGUUUUACUGAAGCACUCGGUAAAGAACCUGCUGUCUACAAAUACGAUAUUUCAAUGCCUGUUCCUAAAUUGUAUGAAUGUGUACAAGAUAUGCGUCAACACUUGAUGGAUGGUGGUGUCUAUGGUCAGCCUGAUUCUCCUGUGACAGAUGUGGUUGCCUAUGGUCAUGUUGGUGAUGGCAAUUUGCAUUUGAACAUUGCUGCCAGUCGUCUUGAUAACAAGGUAUCUGCACUGAUAGAACCUUAUUUGUUUGAAUGGGUUGCCAACCAUCAAGGAUCAAUUAGUGCUGAACAUGGUUUAGGUGUAGCCAAGAAUGAAUUCUUGGGUUAUUCUAAAUCCCCUGUCAUGAUUAAGAUGAUGAAGACCAUGAAGAACAUGCUUGAUCCUAAUAGUAUCAUGAACCCUUACAAGUACCUUCCCACUCACAAUUAGAUAAAUUGUACUAUCCCAUAGAAAAUAAAUUCUUUCUUUAUGAAUCUUA
This is a messenger RNA of Gilbertella persicaria, 1721 nucleotides long. RefSeq lists its product as uncharacterized. NCBI's taxonomy places the organism in Eukaryota, Fungi, Mucoromycota, Mucoromycetes, Mucorales, Choanephoraceae. Gene Ontology annotation, cellular component: mitochondrion. Gene Ontology annotation, molecular function: FAD binding; catalytic activity. Bases 56 to 1672 code for a protein of 538 amino acids. The record is from RefSeq and is a predicted model, not a curated record. The transcript has 12 exons.